AUGGCUCAGCGGCCCCGGCGAUUUGCCCCACUGGAUCCAGCAAAGAGGAAGGAGGGGGACCAGAGACCAGAGUUGAAAGGCAUCGUGUUCGAUGUCGACGGGACAUUAUGCCUGCCGCAGAAUUACAUGUUUGCAGAGAUGCGUGCCGCUCUCGGCAUCGAGAAGCCGACUGAUAUUCUGGAUCACGUGUACUCGCUGCCCGAGAGCGAGCAAGAAGAGGCACAGGAAAAGAUUCGAAACAUUGAGCGGACUGCAAUGAAGUCGCAACAGCCACAGGCCGGCCUCGUGGAGCUGAUGGAGUAUCUCGACUCGCGAGGCAUCAAGAAGGGCAUUUGCACGCGCAAUUUCGAUGCCCCGGUCGCACAUCUCCUCACCACGUUUCUGCCAAAGUCCAAAUUCAGCCCUAUUGUAACGCGCGAGUUUAGGCCUCCCAAGCCUGAUCCUGCUGGCAUUCUGCACAUUGCCAAGGACUGGAUGCACGAAGAUGGGGGAAACAGUUUGAUCAUGGUAGGAGAUUCCAUUGACGACAUGACGGCGGGCCAUCGUGCAGGAGCUGCGACGGUCUUGCUGGUCAACGAUGUGAACAACGAUCUCGCCGAGCACGAGCAUACGGAUCUUGUUGUUAAACGGCUCGAUGAUCUUAUCGCCAUCUUGGAGAAUGGGUUCGAGGGAAGACAAUGA
Molecule: messenger RNA, 681 nt
Organism: Bipolaris maydis ATCC 48331
Lineage: Eukaryota; Fungi; Ascomycota; Dothideomycetes; Pleosporales; Pleosporaceae
Product: HAD-like domain-containing protein
Source: RefSeq, a predicted model, not a curated record